UGGCCGAGCGGUCUAAGGCGCCAGACUCAAGGAGCGACUCCUUCCUGAGCUAAAGGGACUUCUGGUCUCCAGAUGGAGGCGUGGGUUCAAAUCCCACUCCUGACAUGCACCUUUUAGGCGCAGGUUUCAUCCACGGAAAGCGUAGUCUACAUGUAGAUCAUACAGACUGAGCAAAGCUCUGGAAACGCGCGACAGGAAAACAACUGACCAGCCCAUAGGGAAAUCGUCAGUAAUUAACUGAUGAACUGAUUAAGUCGUUUGUUAACAGCAAAAGGUCGCCAUCUUCUCAUUUGAGUUUAAAAGGAAAUGUGACAUUUACACUCGCCUGCUCUUACAGAAUUACACACAGUUCAGGCGCCACUUUCUUAAUGAUUUUUGAAGCCUUGCAGUUUCUGUACAGUCCAGACUGUGUUCGACUGAGGACGCGUUAUCGACUGUCAGGAUGGCCGAGCGGUCUAAGGCGCCAGACUCAAGGAGCGACUCCUUCCUGAGCUAAAGGGACUUCUGGUCUCCAGAUGGAGGCGUGGGUUCAAAUCCCACUCCUGACAUGAGUUUUAUCCCCGGCUGUCUGGCAAAGGGUCGAAGGGCACGCCUCUCUGUAGUUGUGUAAAACAACUUGCCCUCCCUGUCAGUCCGUGUCUUUCUGCCUCUCGGCCGGUGGGCAGGCGUGUAGCUCCACAGAGUCGUCACGUACAAAGACAGAAACUUCUGCAGCUCUUUUGUUUCACCCCCCGUCCUCCUCCCCUGCUUUGUCUGUCUCCCUCUCUGUCUCACACUCCUCACUGGUGUUCCUCGACGCGUAAAAACUUUGGAGAGCCCCCUCCGUCCCUCCUCCUCCUCCUCCUCCCCUCACAUCCCAUCCUCCUCCUCCUCCUCCUCCUCCUCCUCCCCGGGUGCGCAAUUAGUUGGAGAGCGUUUGGAAACUUGCGAUGGCCGUGAAGAAAUCUCACUUUAUUUCUGACACCUGUUGCUGAGGACACCGCGCACACAGCCGCCCGCACAUAACGAGGAGCGUGUGCACUCUGGUUCCGGACUUUGUUUCUGAGUUUCCACAUGACAAGCUGGAACUUUUUUUUUCUUUUUUUAGGAGGAGGGUACUGACAGGUCGACGGAUCGCCGGAGGCUGCGUUAUACUUCUAUACGCUCCCAUAAAUCGACUUGUUGUGACUCAGAGGAGGACUUUGGUGUGGUGUUUUCUCCGUGAAGGUGACCGAGCAGUGAAAGGAAGUGUCCGAAAAGUGACACCUUGAGUCGCACAGUCACUGCUGUGGGAUCUGACUGAAGGGGUUUCCCUUUCAAUAAAAGAAAUAAGAAACUCCGAUCUGCCUGCAGUUUCACAGCCGGGCUGAGACUCACGCUUUUUCGGACUUGGGCGCUUCGGAUGGUGGGAGGAGAAACUUUUGUUGGAGAGCUGAGCAACAACUGGAUUGAAGCACAGCGGACCAGUGGGGAGUUUGCAGCUCUGGAUGGGGCACAGAGUGACGUCAACAGCUGCCAUCAGCAAGCGGAGCACUUUGCCCAGCAGCGGCUAUCUGGCGUUGACGCGGCGGACCAUGGACAACAGGCCUGUCCGGAGAAGGCGAACCGGCGCCGUGCGACAUCUGCUGCUGGCAGCCGCCUUCCUCGCCUGCAGCUCCCAGCUGCUGGUGGUGAAUGCCAACUCUUGGUGGUCACUAGCUCUGACCCCAAUCCAGCGGCCAGAGAUGUACAUCAUCGGAGCUCAGCCUCUCUGCAGUCAGCUGUCCGGUCUGUCUCAGGGCCAGAGGAAGCUGUGCCAGCUGUACCAGGACCACAUGAUCUACAUCGGAGACGGGGCCAAGACAGGCAUCAAGGAGUGCCAGUACCAGUUCCGGCAGAGGAGGUGGAACUGCAGCACCGUGGACAACUCAUCUGUGUUCGGACGCGUCAUGCAGAUCGGCUCCAGGGAAACAGCCUUCACGUACGCCAUCAGUGCGGCUGGCGUGGUGAACGCCAUCAGCAGGGCGUGCCGCGAAGGUGAGCUCUCCACCUGCGGCUGCAGCCGGGCAGCUCGACCCCGCGACUUGCCGCGCGAUUGGCUGUGGGGCGGAUGCGGCGACAACGUGCACUACGGCUACCGAUUUGCUCGGGAGUUUGUGGACGCCAGGGAGAGAGAGAAGAAUUACCCACGUGGUUCUACUGAGCACGCCCGGACACUGAUGAACCUACAGAAUAAUGAAGCAGGGAGACAGGCGGUCUAUAACCUUGCAAAUGUUGCAUGUAAGUGUCACGGCGUCUCCGGUUCCUGCAGUCUGAAGACCUGUUGGCUGCAGCUGGCCGACUUCAGGCGUGUUGGGGAGUUCCUGAAAGAGAAAUACGACAGUGCAGCUGCCAUGCGCAUUGGACGAAAGGGCAAGCUGGAACUGAUGGACAAGCGUUUCAACACCCCGACCCCAGAGGAUCUGGUCUACAUCGACCCCAGCCCUGACUACUGCCUCCGCAACGAGACCACGGGCUCUCUGGGUACGCAGGGCCGCCUCUGCAACAAAACAUCGGAGGGCAUGGACGGCUGCGAGCUCAUGUGCUGCGGGCGAGGAUACGACCAGUUCAAGACCUACAAGCACGAGCGCUGCCACUGCAAGUUCCACUGGUGCUGCUACGUCAAAUGCAAACGCUGCACGACACUCGUGGACCAGUUUGUGUGUAAAUAGCACAGGAAGGGGAUGAGACAGGAGUAGAGGGAGAGAAGUAAAGACGUGAUGGAGGGUGAAGGAGACUGAAAUGAGAACUUUCAGGGUUUUGUUCAGGAUAAGUUAAGACACACAGGUUCAAUUUUCCUUCUUUCCUCUUGUUUAUAAACCUCCUGUUUUUUUCACGCCAAGCUGCACAGCGUCUGUGUGGCCACUUUUGAGCACAGUUAUGUAGAGAUAGAUAGGGAGGAGGAGGCUGGAGGAAACAAGGAGGAAGGUGAUUUCUUUUUGCGCUCUUUGGACAACAGUUUUUCAACAGAGAUUCUUGUUUCUGCAUCAUCACUUUCUGCUGUCCUGUAUGAUAUCCUGAGCACAAUCCUGAGGAAAAGGAGGGAUGGAAAUUGGGAAGGACUAACAAAGGGGAUGAAGAAAGAAGGACAUCAGGGACAAAUGGACCUAGAAAGUGGAACAACUGGAUACCGAAAAGGGGGACACAUGCAACUAGUGUGAUAACAAAGAUAAGAGAGAUGAAAUAAAUAUAUAAUUAAAUAAUAAAUAAACAUACAACUCUUUUAAGAGGCGCAGACAAACUGAAGGCACAGUUUUUGGACCCAUAAAGCUCAGUCCUUUUGGAGUUUGAAGCCAUCUCAGUGUUGAAUGGUGUCACUGUGUCUCUUUUAAAGAACUUUUGACCUUUAACCCUGCAAGAGUACUUCUAGUAUACAUUAGUUGUGCUGACGCAGCACAAACACUCUUGCAAUGCAUGCAUCAGAGCACCAGAAAUGUACAAAAGUCCAGACUGAAAAUCGACAAAUGAAAGCGAGCCGAAGAGGAAUCACUUAUUGGGUGGUGUGAAAAAGAAAGUGGGUAUAGAGAAAAAAAAAAGGGAAAAAGUUCAAUAAACUUUGGAUGGUUAUUUUGAAACAAAAUUCAGGAGACAGUGUCACGUGCUACACAGCUGAUUGGGAAAUUUUAGCACGGGUAUUUCCAGCUGUAGAUUUCUGUUUCAAAAAUAAAUGCAUCACAAAGAACAGUAAAAACACUUAGUCUUCAAGUCAAAAAGGACUGAUGACUUUCAGGUCACACACUAUCCAUUUCCCUCAGUGCAGCUACUGCUGUUAGAGCAGAUAUCCAGCACCUGUGAGCUGACAAGCGUGUCUGUGCAGGUUAAUGAGGCUUGCCGGUUGCGGCCAUCUUGACACCGCAGCCAUUUGAACAAGCAGCUCCAGCGCCGUGACCUUCAUCUGACAGUGAAGUGAGCAAAACCUCCAUUAGUGAGAUUAAUGUGCUGUAUCUGCCUUAAUGAACCUGCACUAAGAGACACGUUCACUGAGAGUGGGCCUCUUCGUCUCGUGCAACUUGUUAAGUCAACAAAAGGCCCUGCGGCGCCCUGUGUGGAGCUUUGGCUGUUUUGCCACCAGUUUAACAUUUUCUAAUAGUUAUACCAUGAAUUUUGAGUUUACAUUAUUGUAAGCGUAUAAUCCAAUUGAUGGACACGAACACGAAGAGGACAAAAUGGACAUGCUGUGGAAAAAUUGAAUGCAUGAGUGUUGAAAAACAGAGAGGACUGCAAUUUAUUAUGUGCUACUUUAAAAAAGAAGUAGAUCAGAAAAAAGUAUAUUUUAAUAUUGAUUUUCAUUCUCUGUUUUCUAUGUUUUAUACGUGAGUAUUAUUGUGUAUCCUUUUGAUAAACUAGUCCGACAAUGA
Molecule: messenger RNA, 4355 nt
Organism: Scatophagus argus
Lineage: Eukaryota; Metazoa; Chordata; Actinopteri; Scatophagidae
Gene: wnt5b
Product: wingless-type MMTV integration site family, member 5b
Exons: 8
Coding region: 1467-2669 (400 amino acids)
Biological process (GO): canonical Wnt signaling pathway; neuron differentiation; cell fate commitment
Cellular component (GO): extracellular region
Molecular function (GO): cytokine activity; frizzled binding
Source: RefSeq, a predicted model, not a curated record